Messenger RNA from Arabidopsis lyrata subsp. lyrata, 1362 nucleotides. Its product is annotated as keratin, type II cytoskeletal 2 epidermal. The record is from RefSeq and is a predicted model, not a curated record. NCBI's taxonomy places the organism in Eukaryota, Viridiplantae, Streptophyta, Magnoliopsida, Brassicales, Brassicaceae. The transcript is spliced from 2 exons. Bases 1 to 1146 code for a protein of 381 amino acids.
AUGCUUCUCGUCGGUGAUAAAACAGAGAAGGUCCACUUUUCAUCCAAAAGUGAGGCUGGUGAUGGUGGAUCCGGUAAGGCUGGUGAUGGUGGAUCCGGUAAGGCUGGUGAUGGUGGAUCCGGUAAGGCUGGUGAUGGAGGAUCCGGUAAGGCUGAUGAUGGUGGUGAUGGAGGAUCCGGUAAGGCUGAUGAUGGAGGAUCUGGUAAGGCUGAUGAUGGUGGAUCCGGUAAGGCUGAUGAUGGUGGAUCCGGUGAGGCUGAUGAUGGUGGUGAUGGAGGAUCUGGUAAGGCUGAUGGUGGAGGAUCUGAUAAGGCUGAUGGUGGAGGAUCUGAUAAGGCUGAUGAUGGUGGUGAUGGAGGAUCUGGUAAGGCUGAUGGUGGAGGAUCUGGUAAGGCUGAUGAUGGUGGAUCCGGUAAGGCUGAUGAUGGUGGAUCCGGUGAGGCUGAUGAUGGUGGUGAUGGAGGAUCCGGUAAGGCUGAUGGUGGAGGAUCUGAUAAGGCUGAUGAUGGUGGAUCCGGUGAGGCUGAUGAUGGUGGUGAUGGAGGAUCUGGUAAGGCUGAUGGUGGAGGAUCUGAUAAGGCUGAUGAUGGUGGAUCUGGUCAGGCUGAUGAUGGUGGAUCCGAGGAUGAUUAUAAGCCUAAUGAGGAUCCUGAGUCCACUUGGUUCAAAGUGGUUAAACUGCUGAUAACAAGAUAUGUCUACAAGGUGGCCAAACGAUCAUGUGAGAGGAGUGUAAACCGUCAAAAGAAGUUUAUCAGCUUUAUGAAUGCUUCUCAAGCACAGAAGCUUCAUUUACUCAAGAAGGCUACAGGGAAGGACAGCGAAUUUGUGAAAUACACCGGGUUAAAGAAAGCUUGCAGGGAUUUUGCUGAGACAUACACAUCAUUUUUCAUAUGGCUGGCUUUGGGAUCAUUUACCUUGAUCUCCGCAGGUUGGGAGUUGCACAGUAGAUCUCAAAUGGAGAAAGGAUUAGCAUCACUAAGGGUGGAGAUGAACAACAACGCUGUUGUUAUUUCUGAAUUUAAGAAGGAGAUGAGUUCAAAAGAUGCCUCUUAUAUGCAUCGAUUUGAAGAAAUUACAAGGAUUGCAAACCAAAAGCUUGAAGAUUUGGAGAAGAAGAUCGAGCUUCUCACAUCCAAAAAGUGAAAGCCAUGUUGGAGGGAUAAUUUAGUUCUGGAUUUCUAUCUAUCAAUGACCUAAACUAUAGACAAUUUGGUUGUGUUGUCAUUUGUAUUAUGCUCUUUUGCAAAUGAUGUCUUUUGAAUGGUUCAAAUACUACUACUAGUUGCCACUGAAUGAAUCUUUGUUGUGAAUCUUGAGGAUGAAAAAUUGAUAACAUAUGUUCUUUUACCACCAAUGCUC